Molecule: messenger RNA, 2565 nt
Organism: Guillardia theta CCMP2712
Lineage: Eukaryota; Cryptophyceae; Pyrenomonadales; Geminigeraceae
Exons: 25
Coding region: 1-2565 (854 amino acids)
Molecular function (GO): protein binding
Source: RefSeq, a predicted model, not a curated record
AUGCUGCACAUGCGGGCUGCUCUCUUGUCUUCCGUCCUCUUUUGCCUCCUGUCGCCUUCGUUCCCCUCGGGCGUGUCUAAGUUGUCGAGGGAAAGUCGCAGGUAUGCUCCCCUUGGAGGUCUGCUAGAAACCCCACCGAGACACUCGGUGACGAGAAUCUCCCUGGACAAGCUCAAGUCGCAGACCAAAAGCGUGCGGAGCCUGAGUAACUCAACUCGUUUGAGCGUCGAGCGAGCCUUCGACUCUUUGCUGGACGUCUGCACGUCCGACGCUGUGGUAACAGAGUCGCUGCGUCAGGCCUUCGAGACUCUCAAUGUCAUGAAGUCUUGUGGCGUCAAGCUAAGCAAGUCUGCCUAUCGCGCUGUUAUCAACGCCUGCAUCGGCUCUAUAACAGGACACGCCAAGCACACAGAUCAUGAACAGCAAUUGAUGUUGAAGAAAAAGAAAACUCUGCAGCAUCUCUCAUCUCUGGUGGCAUCUUGUGCCAUCAACUCUGUUCGAUGUGAGGCUUUGGACAUUGCCCUUGAGACUAUCUCGGCCAUGCACAACCAUUCCAUUCCUCUCGACCACACCGACUUCUCUCCUCUCUUCAAGGCCAUCGAAGUCUUCGCUGGUAACGCUGGUCCUCUGCAAGAAGGAAUCCGUAGCAUGCGGACGAUGCUCGACAUGGGUCACUCGCCGGACGCGAUUGUUUGCAAUGCUCUGCUAGAAGCCUGCACAGAGCUGUCUGCUGGAGGAGGCGUGUACGAGCAGAUCCUUCACCUGCUAGACUCUGCAAGAAGGGAACAUUGCGCUGACCCUUGGGCCUACUCAUCCGCACUCUUUGCGCUAAACGAAGCACAGAGAUACGUGCUGGGUAGCGGCCUUGAAGUGCUGGAACUAAUGAUCGAGAUGAACGUCAAGCCUGAUCCGGUGAUGUGCAACCUUCUCCUUAUGGAAUGUGGACAAGCCGUUGCUUGCAGCGGGGGUUGCCUGGUGGAGUCUUUGCAACUCAUCAAAUCUGCGGUUGAAGAAGGAAUCGAUCUGACUCAGCUUCCUUUUGAUAUGGUUGUCAAGUCCAGCGCUGAGGUUAUUGCACAUGAACAUGGGGCAAUCAGCCUUGGUGAUAAACUGAUUCGCAUGAUGAUCGAAGAAGAAAUUACGUUACAAUCAGAAUCUAUCGAGGCGUAUUUGCAUGGAUGUUCGGAAGCAGCGCGAGGGAGUGGAGUGUUUAAGAUCUUGAAUGGCAUCCUGGACAUCAUGCAAUCAAGCAGUAAUCCUGCAAAUCUUCGUGUUCAAUCAGAAAUCAUCCGCCUUUGCGCUCAUGCUGGGGGCAAAGGCGGAUCCUUAAGCAAGGCGCUGUCGGUGAUGCAGUACCUACGCUUGCAUGACGUCAAAUAUGAUGCAAAAGCUGUUCUUGACGUCAUGGAUGCCGCUUAUCAUUCCGCGAAUGGUGAAGGAUGCCUUUUCUAUGGCUAUAAGAUCUUGCAGAGAAAUGUUUUGCAGACCUCAGAAAUUUCAAGCGGCAGUGAAAUUCUAUGCGCGAUCUCAUCAGCUGCUGAAAACUCUUUUGAGUUGAACACGCGAACAAAAGAUCCGUACUACGUUUUGUCAAAGAAAGUUGGUCAUCAACGUCCACACAACUCCUCCUCAGCGGCCAGAUCAAGCUCAGUAGGUGUUGCGAGUGAGGUUGUGCUGGAAGGCGUCAAGGUUGUGGAAUCGUUGAGUCCUCAGCAACUUCAUCGCGCUGUUUCUUUGGCGAUCGAGACCAUCUUGAAGGAGUGCGCGGGCGUGAAAUCGGUUGGGUUCUUGGAUGACCUUGAGGGAUCUGAGACCCAAGAAGGAAUUUUUCGACUUGGUAUUGAGGUCUUUCAAACAAUGGCUGAUGCGGGGUUGAAGCCGUCAGAUCAGGCGAUUUGUUCGUUGAUAUCUACGAGUUGCAACUCUGGAUUGGUGGCGAACGAAGGAGUCUCGAGAUGCAUUCAACUUCUCAAACGAGUCAAGGUUGCUAAGUGGAAGGUUGAAGACAAUCAGUUGGAAUACUUUGCAAAACGAGUUCUUGAAUUCUGUGCGAUGGAGUGCUCGAGAGCUCCGACUACCAUCUCCUUGGGAAUUUCCCUACUCAAACAGAUGCAGUCGACAGGAGUUAAUGCCGACGCCACAGUCUGUGAACAUUUGGUUUCAGCCGCAGCUGUGGCACAGACAGGAGCGUACAAAACAGCCAUGGAGGUGCUCAACUUUGUUGACGGGAAAACGAUGGACUCGAAGAACGAUGAAAAAUCUUUCAAGGACUUGACAAAAUCACGAACUGCCUCAAGUAGACCCAGCGAUCUUGAAGCAUCUUUGAGUGGUAGUCAAUCUCCUGCAGCUUCAAAAAGCUUUCGAUCCCCUUCCUUGGACUCCCUUGCCACCGUCCCACGAACACCCAAGGAUAGCAUUAAGCGCAUUGGGGUUGUACCAGACAAGCUGCCCAAGACGCCGACUCCUCUUCUGUCUGCCUCGAAAUGCCUUCCAAGGUCAUCGCCCACCCGACGAACUCUUUUCUCUGAAGACAAGAGUCCUGCAGACAUGGACAGCUUCUCUUGA